Molecule: messenger RNA, 3081 nt
Organism: Saccostrea cuccullata (small rock oyster)
Lineage: Eukaryota; Metazoa; Mollusca; Bivalvia; Ostreida; Ostreidae
Product: apoptosis-inducing factor 3-like
Exons: 18
Coding region: 208-2706 (832 amino acids)
Cellular component (GO): cytoplasm
Molecular function (GO): flavin adenine dinucleotide binding; oxidoreductase activity, acting on NAD(P)H; 2 iron, 2 sulfur cluster binding
Source: RefSeq, a predicted model, not a curated record
UGCUUGUUAUCUGAUGGUGACCCUGUGAUCUGUUUUAUUACCUGUUGAUUUUUAAGCCUUUUUGCUUCACUGGUGAUUCAUCAGUCUAGCCCUGGAUUCUAUAAUGGACAAACCAGCAGAUGACUUUUUGUAAAACCUGCACAGAAAUGAGGGGAGUACAGAAUACUGCCAGCUGCUGAGGAAUUUAAAAGUUCUGUCUACUUCACCAUGGGCAAAGGACAGUCCAAAUCUUACGACUUCACUGGAGAAUCUGUGAAGAAGAGAUCAGGCAGCAAGAAAUCCAAUGGUGUAGAAGCUAGGACAUCUAAAAAUAUAGACCCUGAUUCCGUGAAUUCUGGGAAAUCAGAAAAUGUGGACUGCACACCUAUAAAUAGAACCAGUCUCCCAGUGACCAAAGAGGAGCCGAUAAACGAUAGCAGUGCUCAUGCUCAAGAAAAUUCUAAUGCAGUGAGUGGUGAACAAAAUACUACAACCACUAAAAAUUCAGAGGAAUCUAGUGAAACAAAUAAUAUUGAUGAUUCUAAAGAUUCUGUAAAUGCUAAUAACAGUAGUGAAGAAAAUUCUGAAACUAGUAAAACAGUGAACUCUGAGGAAACUACACUAAAAGUAGAGGACCAGAAAGAAGAGAAAUCUGAAUCAGAAACUUUGGAACAAGGUCCCUUAGAAGAAGAAGAUCUUGACAAAGACGUUCAAAACCAAGCGGAGGAACCUCAGAAAGAGGCUGAAGAUUUGAAAGAAAAUCAGAAAGAGGCUGAGGAGUCUGAAGUAAAGAACACUGAAGAGGAGGAGACAGGAGAAGGUCCUGAGGACACAAACAAGGAGCCACCCUCAGAGGAGCCUAGCUCAGUAGACAAUAAAGAGGAGGAGCCAGCAGAUAACACAGAGGAGGUACCACCAGAUACAACGGAGGAGGUACCCCCAGAUACCACAGAGGAGGAACCAGCAGACACGACAGAGGAGGAAGCCACAAUAGCAGACGACUCACAGCCAGACAACACAGAGCAGACAGAAGAUCAGGAGGAACCAGACCAAGGAGAACCAGUCCAGGUUGUCACAGACGGUGUUGGUGUGGAGCAGCAGGAAGAUUCAGUAGAGGAUAUGGCAGACACAGUGUCAGCAGUCGUCUGUAGAGAAUCUGAUCUCAAGGAUGGAGAGAUGAAGGAGUUUGACCUUGGUGAUGGUAAGGUCCUAGUUGUCCGUGAAGGACCAGAAUUCCAUGCUCUGGGAUCUAAGUGUACUCACUACGGGGCUCCACUCAUCAAUGGAAGUCACUGUAAUGGCAGGGUCCGCUGCCCCUGGCACGGAGCUUGCUUCAGUGUGAAAACGGGGGAUAUAGAAGACUUCCCAGGACUAGACAGCAUUCCAAAGUUCAAGACUGAAGUCAAGGAUGGCAAUGUUAAAGUCACUGCCAGCAAAUCAGCACUAGCUGAUCCUAAAGUCCAGCGUAACAUGUGUAAAGCAGCCAAACCCAGUGACAAAAAAGUCCUUAUCAUAGGUGGAGGCCCCUCCUCUGUGACUUGUGCUGAAACAUUGAGACAGGAAGGGUUUACUGGAGAAAUCACCAUAGCAACACAAGAAAACAACAUUCCGUACGACAGACCCAAACUUAGCAAGGCAUUGGACAUGACAGCAGAUAAGAUAGCUCUAAGGAGCUUGGACUUUUAUACCAAAGCUGACAUUAAUAUCCUUAAACAGAAACAGGCGACUGCUGUAGACACUUCCAGCAAGACAGUCACCUUCAAAGAUGGCAGCACAGAAUCGUACACGUCACUAGUCGUCGCCACAGGAGGGCGACCACGAGUGUUACCAAUCCCAGGAACGGAUCUAGAGAAUGUUUAUCAGCUGAGAACUCCAGAGGAUGCCAAUCAAAUCGCGGAAAAGGCUGCAGGCAAAAAUGUUGUCAUUAUUGGAUCCUCGUUCAUUGGGAUGGAGGUGGCAGCUUCUGUUGUAGACAAAGCUAGAUCUGUAUCUGUGUUAGCUAGAGGAAAAGUCCCAUUUCAAAAUACUCUAGGAUUAAAAAUUGGCACCCUGCUCAAAAAGAUGCAUGAAGACAAUGGAAUGAAGUUUUAUUUUGAGAGGGGGAUCAAGGAAUUUGUAGGGAGUGAUGGUAAAGUGACUGAAGCUGUUUUAUCUGAUGACACAAAGCUACCAGCAGAUGUGUGCAUUAUGGGAGUAGGUGUGGUUCCUGCUACUGAUUUCAUCAAAGAUUCUGGUAUAGACAUGACUAACAGAGGAUUCAUUCCUGUAAAUAAAAUGAUGCAGACAAAUCAGUCAGAUGUCUAUGCUACUGGUGACAUUGUGGAAUUCCCACUCUUCAGUGUUGGAGAUCAAAAAGUUAAUGUCCAGCACUGGCAGAUGGCUCAUGCACAUGGAAAAACAGCAGCCCUUGGAAUUUUGGGAAAAGAUGAACCAAUUAGAAGUGUGCCAUUCUUUUGGACAGUACAGUAUAAGAAAAGCAUUCGCUACACAGGUUAUGGUCCAGGAUAUGAUGACAUCAUUGUACAUGGAGACCUGGAUGCUCCCAAGUUCAUUGCCUACUACACAAAAGGAGAUGAGGUGGUGGCAGCUGCAAGUUUGAACUUUGACCCCUUUGUGUCCCGCAUUGCUGAUAUGAUGCUGGCUGGAGAAAAGAUCCUAAAAAGUGAAGUUCAGUCCAGUGCCGAUGGCUGGAUGUCAAGGUUUGAGAAACUCUCCAUAAAGGCCUAGGAUCCCCUAAAUCAUGCUCAUAUCAUCCAGACCAAUCACCAUUUCCAGUGCUGAGGCAAUAAAAACAAUUACAUGUGUAUAACUAGUGCAUUACUUAUCAAAUUAUUUAGUAACUUUUUGCUUCUGACAGAGAAACUGUAUGUAGUGUGUGAUUCUGUAUAUCUGAUAUUAUCUAAGAAAUGUGCAACAAAAUAAGUGCUUUACAUGUAUUUCAAGUUUUAAAGAAAGAAAUGGUAAAUGGGUGUAAAUGGAUUUACUACAGUGUAGUUUUAUUGAAUUUUCAAAAAUGUGUACAUGAACUAUUUUUUUUCAAAGAAUUAUCAUUACGACUGUACAUCUUAGGAAAUAUUAUAUAACAAUAAAUCAGUAUAACCU